Messenger RNA from Astyanax mexicanus (Mexican tetra), 1607 nucleotides. RefSeq names its product MOB-like protein phocein. The coding region runs from base 69 to 746 and encodes 225 amino acids. Gene Ontology annotation, cellular component: cytoplasm. NCBI's taxonomy places the organism in Eukaryota, Metazoa, Chordata, Actinopteri, Characiformes, Acestrorhamphidae. The transcript has 8 exons. The record is from RefSeq and is a predicted model, not a curated record.
CAGCGGAACAGGGGGCGCUGCUGCGCGCUGUGGCCGCCGGGCUCUAUCAGAGCAGGAACAUUGCCGAGAUGGUCAUGGCGGAGGGAGCAGCAGUCCUGAGGAGGAACCGUCCAGGAACCAAGGCAAAGGAUUUUUACAACUGGCCCGAUGAGUCGUUUGAGGAGAUGGACAGCACUCUGGCUGUGCAGCAGUACAUUCAACAGAACAUUCGUUCUGACUGCGCCAACAUCGACAAGAUUCUGGAGCCUCCAGAGGGACAGGACGAGGGUGUUUGGAAAUACGAACACCUGAGGCAGUUCUGUCUGGAACUAAAUGGCCUUGCUGUUAAGUUACAGGGAGAAUGCCACCCUGACACAUGUACACAGAUGACAGCUACAGAACAAUGGAUCUUUUUGUGUGCUGCACAUAAAACUCCCAAAGAGUGUCCUGCUAUUGACUAUACUAGACAUACGCUUGAUGGAGCUGCCUGUCUUCUGAACAGUAAUAAGUAUUUCCCCAGCCGGGUGAGCAUAAAGGAGUCUUCUGUGGCAAAGCUGGGAUCUGUCUGCCGUCGCAUCUACAGGAUAUUUUCCCACGCCUACUUUCACCACCGCCAGAUAUUCGACAAGUAUGAGAAUGAGACCUUCCUGUGUCACCGGUUUACUCGAUUUGUAAUGAAAUAUAACCUGAUGUCAAAGGACAAUCUAAUCGUACCCAUUCUGGAGGAGGAGGUGCAGAAUGCUGGCUCUGCAGAGAGUGAGGCCUGAGCUUGUCAACUAAUGUUGUCAUGUAAAAAUGCUACCCUUGCUGAUGAAAUAUCAUUGCUAGUGGGGACCACUUCACAGGAUCCUAUCGACAUAAUGCCAGUUGACCCAUGCUAGCUUUUAUUUAUUGUCAGCAUUGUUAGGAUUUUUAGGUGGAGUCCUUCCUUUAGCGUGUCGUCCUAUUGCCAGGCACCCAUUUGGCUAGAUCGGAUUACAUAUAUAAAAGUACCUCACCUGUAUAAAAGCGCAGCACAUGCACCCACAUACAUGCAUUACAUACAUAAAUACAAAAACAUGUUUGAUAUACCAUUGUGCCCACUGAAAUAUUGUCAUCUCCAACAACAAAGCCCACCAUGAGGGACCCUAGAAAUGCCAAACUCAUACAUCUGCUUUCACAUAGAGGUCAAAUUAUUUUCUUUUAUUAAGGGAAUACGGCAUUUAAGCUUUAGAGAAAUCAGCUGGCUGAUACAAAUACUCAGCCCUGCCAUUGGUAGAGCUACAGGAACACUACAGGGACAUUUUAGUGUCAUGAUGGGGUUUUUAACCACAGGGAAACCAUGUUUGCCACACCUGUACUGUACAUUGUCUAAAAAAAAACAUGCUUCAAUCUUUUUAACCUUCUGCUUGCUUUUCUAUGCUUGUGUUUUAUGUGAUUCAUUUUAUUCUUUUAUUCUUUAAGUUAUUGCUAAUGUUACUUAAAACAAAAAAGUCAUUUUAAAACAUUCACAACUAAGACCAUUCAGUCUUUUUUUGUUUGUUAUUGUUGGAUUUCUUAAACAAAACUGUAUCAUUUUCAUUAGUAUGUGAAUAAAUAAUAAAUGAGUAGAAAUAAAUUACUUUCUACAGUUACCCCUUCAUUGUCUA